Molecule: messenger RNA, 229 nt
Organism: Pocillopora damicornis (cauliflower coral)
Lineage: Eukaryota; Metazoa; Cnidaria; Anthozoa; Scleractinia; Pocilloporidae
Product: follicle-stimulating hormone receptor
Biological process (GO): activation of adenylate cyclase activity; hormone-mediated signaling pathway; adenylate cyclase-activating G protein-coupled receptor signaling pathway
Cellular component (GO): plasma membrane
Molecular function (GO): G protein-coupled peptide receptor activity; protein binding
Source: RefSeq, a predicted model, not a curated record
GUUCACCAAAAGGAUUAUGGGAUACUAGAUGUCAGCUGAAUGGUUCUACAGGGUCACCAAAGCCUAUGGUGCUCUUCGAAUCCUUGGAUUUGUCGAGGAACGACCUACAGGACAUACCCACAGACUUUCUGGUGAAUCAAACUCAUUUAGUGAACCUGUCGUUAGCUUACAAUCAGAUAUCCGUUAUCAAAGAUGGUGCUUUUGGAAGGUUAUUCAAUGUAACUUUUCU